AUGACAACACUACAGGAAGUCAGCCAGCAUAGCACAGAAUCGAGCUGCUGGGUUGUGAUUCACGGGGUCGCGUAUGAUGUUACAAAUUUCCUGUCGCACCACCCUGGCGGCAAACAUGUCAUUCUGAAGCAGGCUGGAGGCGACGCGACUCCCGCGUUCGAUGCUGUUCACUCACGAGACCUCCUUGAGAAGUAUCUCAGGCCAUCGCAAGUCGUCGGGAACAUAGCAGGCUAUGAGGAAUCGCGUCUUGGAGACACACAAGGUGAGACUCCAGAUCGACAACAACUCAGCCGAAAGCUCCUGGCGAGGAUAGUUAGUGUUCCCGACUUCGAAUCAGCCGCGGCCGAAGUUCUAGACCCAAAAUCCUUUGCUUUUUUCAAGGCCGGUGCGAACUCUGAAAUUACAGCUAGCUGGAACCAAAAGUCAUGGGACGCCGUGAGGUUCCGCCCUAGGGUUCUUGUCCCGAUUAGCCACGUUGAAACAUCAACCACAAUGUUUGGCUCGAAGUUCUCUGCCCCUUUCUACAUCGCACCAGCCGGGGGCGGUAAAUUUGCGCAUCCCAGGGGUGAAAUAAUCUGGACAAGAGCAGCUGCCAAGCAUGGGAUCCUUCAAUGGGUGUGCAACAACGCCGGCUGCUCCCAGAAGGAAAUGGCAGAUGCACGUGGCCCGGGUCAGAUACUGUUCUGGCAGAUAUACGCCAUGAAGGACUUGGAUGUUACCAAACGCGAAAUACAACAGGCGGUUGCGAUGGGGUACAAGGGACUGGCACUUACCGUUGAUGCGAUUAGAAUCGGCAAGCGUGAACGCGACAUCCGUAUUCAUCUUCCGAGUGAUGGUGAUAAUACUGGGGUAACCACUGGCUCUGGCUCUAUCUCAGCGACUCGCCCGAUGCUCCAUGAUCAAUUCGAUUUUGCUUCGGUAAUAGAUUGGCUUAGAUCCAUGACCGACCUACCAAUCGCCAUCAAGGGCGUACAAUCCUGGGAAGAUGCAGAGCUUUGCAUGAAGCAUGGGCUACACCCCUGGUUGUCAAACCACGGAGGCCGGCAGCUGGAUGGUGCCCCGGCUGCAAUUGAGACUCUGGUGGAGAUUCGGAAGCACUGCCCGGAGGUAUUCGUCCGAUGCGAAGUUUUUGUAGAUGGAGGGGUUACUAGAGGAACAGACAUUAUCAAAGCACUGGCACUUGGGGCUAAAGGGGUGGCAAUUGGUCGAGGAUUUCUCUACGCCUUGACUUUUGGAGAGGCUGGGGUGAGCAAGGCCAUCGAUAUCCUCAUGGACGAAGUUAGGACUGCGAUGGCCCUUCUUGGCGUAUCGUCUAUUGACCAGCUUCAACCUUCUCACGUGGACACUUCUGGAUUGGCAUAUGCGGGAGCUGUAAUACGAGCACGGUUGUAA
Molecule: messenger RNA, 1392 nt
Organism: Thyridium curvatum
Lineage: Eukaryota; Fungi; Ascomycota; Sordariomycetes; Thyridiales; Thyridiaceae
Exons: 7
Coding region: 1-1392 (463 amino acids)
Molecular function (GO): heme binding; oxidoreductase activity
Source: RefSeq, a predicted model, not a curated record